AUGGGGACAUCAUUAUCGCUUUUGAUAGAGAAUGGUUCAGGCAACGGAGGUCCGAGUCUGGGGGACAUACCCGAGAGCCGCGUGGCAGCCCAACGUGACCGUGAGUCCGUGACACCGUCGCAAAGCGGCAAACUCUCCGGCGCGCAGCAACGACUCCGAGGGACGAAACUAGAGCAAAGGAAUAUUGGCUACUACUGUCCUGUGGAAUACAUGAUAAUGGAGAUCAGCAGACUGGUAUCUGGAGAUGGAGAGAGUAAAAAAUUGUGGAUUAUGGGCGCUGCAACUUUCCAGACCUACAACAAAUGCAAAAAUGGCUGCCCUUCUUUAGAGACUCUUUGGAACCUUCACCCUCUUACAAUUCCUGUUGGCACCUUGGCUCUCACUCUUAAUUUUGAGAGGUAA
Molecule: messenger RNA, 402 nt
Organism: Fraxinus pennsylvanica
Lineage: Eukaryota; Viridiplantae; Streptophyta; Magnoliopsida; Lamiales; Oleaceae
Source: the annotation of a GenBank genome assembly